Molecule: messenger RNA, 843 nt
Organism: Linum tenue
Lineage: Eukaryota; Viridiplantae; Streptophyta; Magnoliopsida; Malpighiales; Linaceae
Source: the annotation of a GenBank genome assembly
AUGUCCUUUAACAAUGCUCAACGCCGCCCUGUUGUGGUGUUCAAAAAUCAAGGCUUUCGCAACGCCAUCGUGUACUCAAGGUACCUUCGCUGCUUUCGUGAUCGUCCCAUUUAUCCAUCCUUUACCAUCUCUCCUUCAGCCUUCUCCAAAUAUGACAUGGACAUUCCAUCCCUGGUUGCUGGACUAGGGUGGGAAUCAUUGAUUGAAGAUCAACGGGUUCUUCAUUGUCCUGAAGCAGUGAGGCUUUUCUACGUGAAUAUCCGUCGUGAUCGUGGACCUGAGCCACAAUCCUUCACCACCAUGGUCUGUGACCAUGAAAUCACUGUCACUCCUACCUUACUCGCUUCGGUUCUCUCUCUACCUCACUCUGGGAUUCACGCCUGCUACGAGAGUGACUUUGUUGAACAUGGGUUCGACUUCUGUGCUGCUCUUGACCGACUGACCAGGGACAUUGGCAAGGCCUUCCCCAAUCGACUCUCAGCUGGUCGACUUCCUGACGACCUAAAGGUCCUUCAUUUCUUCAUUACUCGAUGCUUCCUUCCCAGAGAUGUUGAUAGUGCUGGUCUUCUCCACUCUAAUGAUCUCUGGAUUCUAAGUAAUGCUUGUGCCCGUCAACCAAUCAAUUAUGCAUCAUUGAUGUUCGCUCACAUACUCAAGUUUGGUGGUGGCGGUUACAGUGGUGCUCUACCCUUUGGACCCCUCAUCACUCGCUAUUUGCAUCGCAUAGGUAUAGAUCUCCGGGAUAAGGUGGCUGUUUGCAACAUCCAUGAUGACUUGCGCCCCAAUCAUGUUCUUGUUCGACUUGAUGCCAACGUGGGCCGCCGUAAGCUCGUCACUGGCUAA